GAAAUCAGUUGGAUUUCUCUCUCUCUCUCUUUCAAUACUGCAGAUCCAGCUUGCCUGUCAGGACUCAAGUGUACUUUAUACAACAGAUGCUACUGAGCACAAAGUUACCAUUGUAUUUGCCUCACUGAGGUCAUGUGGAAUCCUUACAAAGUGAGCAGGAACAUCAUUACAUUGCUGGGACUGUGAUAGGAAUGUAACUCUUGCAAAGCAGUUUCACUUGAAGUGCUAAUAGCCUGACUUCAUCUGAUCAGCUUAUAGACCAAACAGCGAUUGUUCAAAUCAGGAACACAGACCACAUAUUAUAAGGAAGUUGCAUCUAUAUAGGCAAAAACAAUGGGAAGCAGCAAGAUAAGGAGCUAAGUCAACAGAGAAACUAUGUAAGAGUUUAUCUGAGAUAUUCACUUGUUUGGGGAAGGCUCCUGAAGACAAAAGAGUUACAGAUCUUCCAAGAUAGAAAGACUCACUAAUGUGGGCUUUUCCAGGAACCCCACACAAAGGGGAGGAAUCCUGAAUACUGGGGACUUUUCCAGAGGACAAAUUUGUUCUCUUUAACAGUGAGCAAUGCAAGAGGAAGGGCAAGAGAAUGACUCCUCUAGAGAACAUCGUGCUGUGGAUAAAUAGAGGCACUGAGAACCUGGAACAAAGAAAGGGAGUGCUGGCUUUUGAGGAAGAAGAAGGUCACGUAGUGCACCUGACAAAGGAGAUUGUUCAGAAGCAGAACUGUGCUAGUUACAUCGCUGUGUCCUUGUGGUUUACUCUUCCCAGCCCUUCUGCUUUGAAGGCCUUCCCUUUGGUGGGCAGGUUAGAUGCCCAUGAAAUAGAGAAUGAAGGGAGAAGUGAAAUGCAGAGUGCCUGGAUUCCCUUGUCAAAAACAAUUGCUUUGAACAGCAAGCAGUUUCUUUGCAUUAUGUUAACGCUUAUUGAAAGACCUCUUGUUCCAGUGUUAUGUUGACAAGUUUCAGCUCCUCUGCUGUAAACAUGGAGCUUCCCCAAGGUUCUGCACUGUAUUCACCAUUUGUGCACUGCAGAGAAUCAUGCCUGCAGGACUGGCACUUUGACAUUCAAUUUCCUUCUAUAAAGGAAUCAAAGGCAACGAUUUCUGUUAGAGCUGGUCCUGUUGGAAAAGGCCAGUGAAGUGGAAAAUAAACACAUUGUGUUGGAAUUUUCAUGGGAAAAUAUUGCUGAAGGGUUUCAGCAUGCUUGGAAUGCUUCUUUUCUGUACUAACACUGAUUGCGUCUUGCGUUAGUAUACAUUGCAGCUCUAACAUUACAAAGGAAACACUUUAACUUCAUUGAAAUAAAAAGCAAGAUCCAAAUGGAAAAUGUCAAAUCAGAAUGUAGAUAAAACUGCCAGUUUCUGACUUAUUCACCAUCAGGGAAACACUGCAUUUUGCAACCUCGAUAUUUCCUACUGGCAACACUUCAAACGUAUGACCACUACAUGAUUUUCUGUUUAUUCUUCUAAAUGAAGUAUGUCUGUUUCCUCCUCCCUAAUGCUGCUAAUGACUCUGUGAUAACAUGCUGGUGGAAUUAAGUGCUGACCAGAACAACAUAAUAUUUACUUGGUUUCCAAGUAGAAAACUGGUAGAACUUUACAGUCAUGAAAAUGUAGAAAAUCUUGGAAGAAGCUGCAGAUGUUAAACCCAGAAGGACAGCUGCAUAUAUUCUGAUUCAUCUGGAUGCUGUGUGGAAUAUAUAGCCCUUAAAUUCACACCCUCCAAAAAUCAUUCUUGAGCAGUGUUUGGUUUCCACUGCAAACUGCUUGUAGUAGCUAAGACAAGACUCUGUCCUCAGCUAAUGAAAAUCUUCAAGUUCUCAGUUCCAUUUUUACAAUAAUGGAAUGGAAAAAUAAAACCAAUUUGCAAUGAUCUAGCAAACAGAGCGUGGGAAGGAUAGCAUUUCUGCUUACAGCUAAGUGUAUUGUCUUUCACGCAGCAGUGCUGAGGCUUUUAAAAAGCUGUUUUGAACACGAACUCCUGGAGUUAAAUGACCUUUUCCUUGCAGGAAUUUGUUCUGAGGAUUAUGGAUCAGAACCUCCAACAGCACAGGACCUGGCAAUAUGAACCUUGUAGUGAGCGGGCAUAUAUCUGCUUUGUCUUCUCUGCAGGUUGCCAUAAUGUAUUUCCAGUAUCCAAAUCUGUCUGCGUCAUGAAGAAGAUAAAUCAUUCCUACAGAGCCUUGGUGGGAAGAGGCCACAAGCGGGAGAAAGGGGCUGGGGAGAAGGCAAAGAUGCUUCCCAAGGCCAAGGAGAGAGAGAAGCAGGAAACAAAGUUGGUAGAAAAACUGAAAAGCUUGGUUGGCAACGUGGUAGAGACUGUUCCUAAUGGGCAAAAGGCAGCUGUAAAGAAGGAUAAAAGCAAAAAUGAGGCAGAAAAAUUGCUGGAAAUGGAAACAAACAGGAAAGAAGAGGAGAGAGAGAUGCCUGCAGAGGAAAUAAUCUGUGGAUUCAUUGAGCAAGGAAAUUUUUCUCAAGCUUGCUGUCAUAUUUCUCAUCUGGAGCAGUCUGGAAAUGGUGAUGUGGGAAACUCUGAGUCACUUUACACUCUCCUGGCUGAACGAAUGUGGUCUGCUGUGAGAAAAGCACUUGGUGGGAGUGAUGGGAUGCUCCUGCAGCCUUUGCAGUCAGUGGGUGAAUCGCUGCAGUGGCAGAAGCAGAAGAAAGAGGAGAGGCUUAGCAGUAAGCAAGGGAUGGAGCCGGCUUCCACCUGGCACCCAAACUUCUGGGAGAAAGAUCUGGAGAAAGAACUAACGCAGUACUGGACAGCCCAGAUUUCCCCCUUUAUUCCCACUGGUGAUGCAGAUGAGUCUGCACUAAAACAGCAUCUGAGUCAGCUGGAAACAACAUUCCUCCUCAACCUGGAGCAUAGAAGUGGUGCCUUCAAAGAAGCAGGACUGCUCAUCCCCUACACACGGUGCUGCCAUGCUUCCUUGUCCUCUCACCUUUCUGCCCUUACUGACAGUGAGCACUGUACCUUCAGCCAAGGGCUCUUAGUUUAUGAAUGGUGCCUGGAAGCAUACAAAAGGGGCAGUGGGACGCAGCUGGGACCCAGGCAGAGCUUCCAGCACAGUGAUGUGCAGAGUCUCAUGUGGAUUAUUCUGAAGACAGAAGAAAAGUUACUUGCAGUCGCCCGGAAGGAAGUAGGGAAAGCCCUGAAUGAAGCCUUUGAUACUGGGGAAACCCCUUGUGCAGAUGCUGCAAUCAUUCAGAUAUUAACAGAGAAGACAAAAGCAGCCCAGCACAUCAGUGAGAGCCUAAGGGAGAAGGUGGAAGCUGUAUGCCUGGAGGAGUACCUGACCUUCCUGAACAGCUAUGAAAACAAGGUCAGAAGCUUUCUCCAGCAUGAUUGCUUCCAUGAGAUCUCCAGCAGCUUGCGAAUCAUUGAGAACUUCUGCAUUCUCAGAAAUGUCUGGUAUAAGUUAACGUACCUUUGUAGUGCCAGCACUGAUCAGGAUGUUAAGAUAAAAAGAAUUAUAGACAGGACAGAAGACGACAUUAUGGAGCAUUUUCUGCAGACAGUCACUUCUGAAGUCAAGGGAACACUGAAGGAUCAUUUCAGAAAGAGUGACAGUGGUUUCAGACGCACCCUUGAAGUCUUAAAGCAAAGCUUUUUGGUGUUUAAGAGGAAAAAAACAGACAAAUAUCAGGGUCCCACAGCUGGUGCUCUCAAGGAUCCCAUUCAAGCAAUUUUAACACUUAUUCAAGCUCCUGAUGCUGAGGGGAUGAAAAUAGCCCUGCUGCCCAUACCCAGCGAAUUUCCUGAUCUAAGGGAAGAACAUCUGAACGCAGUGUUGGACAUCAAGGAGCCACUCCGCCGAGAAGAUAGAGAUGCUCUCCUGAAGAUAUUUCGUGAUAAUUGUAGGAAAACUGAAACAGAAAACAACCUGCUUUUUGAAGAUAUAGAAGUAAAGCCUGGAAUGUAUAAAUGCUGUUGCUUUUGUUGUUAGGGAAGUCAGACCUACUGUGAGAAACAUGAAGUUCUCUCUCCUACGUGGCAGAAUCUGCAGUCACAGCUCCUGGAAAGCUUCAUGGACUUGUGCAGUUGGAUGCAUGAAGAAGCAUGGCAGCUAUGGAAGCCAGAAUUCCUGCACUCCUGCAGGAAAACCACAUGGCCCAGAUCCUAAUGUUCUAUGCAGUGACCAAGCAGAAGUUGAUUGGGAUAUGGUUGAAAAACUUUCCUUUAAAAGUGCUUAGAGAAUGCUGCUCAGCUGCGUCCUGGUGGUUAUCCCCAGGAUGUGCUAUGAUGGUGUGAAGGAGAAGGUUCCCCUCUGCCAGAUUUCUGUUUCACACAGUCUCAUGCAUAACAAGGGACUGCUGCACCAUACAGUGUCCUAGCAGGUGAUACAGUAUGCCUACCCCAGGGCAAUCUGUAGAGCCUAGCCACGGGAGCAUGGGGCUGCCAUGGGCAUGGUGCAGGAUCCAGCCCCUGUAAGCCUGACCUUUCCCUUGUCACACCAAGGUCACAAGCCCCAAGAGUGGGAGCAGAAGAUGGUACUUGUCCUCGUGUCUCUUUACAGGAUGGGGACAUCUCCUUGUGGGAUGGCGAGCUCUCCAUGUACAACUUUCUCAGCUGGUGCUGGAGCACUUUUGCAUUCAUUUUUGUACCUCAGUUACUGGAACUUUCCUCUUGCUGUGUAAAGUAGCUCCUUUGGAGAGGGAGUGGAAGGCCUUGAGGGAAGUAGGCAGUGAAAGGAGCUGUUUGUCCCAGCCUCUGGGCAAGGUCUGUGCUGUUUUCAGAUGUAAAUAGGCAGUUCCGCUGAGGGAAGCACUAACUUUCUAGUUAUCUAUGGACUGUUCACACUCUCAAGCUGGAUUUCAUUCAAGGCCCUCCUUUAAUUUAGGUCAUUACAGACCUGCUCCUCUCUGGCCGUGUAAACAAGAAAAAGCUCUGCUACUUCAGGUCUACUGGUGCUGCUGCUGAACACAGGCUCUUCUCUAAUAGGAAAAGGGGCAACUUGUACAUAAUGUGCAAGCUUGCAUGGCUGGGGCUCCUGGGUGCAGGUCUGAAUGGGUGCCACCAUGCUUUGCAGCACCAUGCCAUGCAAACAGCCCCUUUGGAAGUGCCAGCGAUGAAGCCACAUCUUGGGGUGGCUCUGCAGGGUGAUGGACUCCUGUCACAGCGUGCAGUGCUGUGCUGGAAGUGCUGACAGCCCUGCAGGCACACCGGGUCAUUUGUCCUCCCAUGCUGCCUAAUAGCACAUUUUUUCAGUGGCAGGAAAUGAUUACAGCCCCAAAUCUGUGACAGCGGGAUUAGAGGCAGCCUCUGUUUAUUGGAAUUUCAAUCAACGAACCUUCCAGAGAACGUAAAUAAAAACCCCUUUGACAUUUUGA
Coturnix japonica (Japanese quail) is the source of this 5329-nucleotide messenger RNA. The record is from RefSeq and is a predicted model, not a curated record. NCBI's taxonomy places the organism in Eukaryota, Metazoa, Chordata, Aves, Galliformes, Phasianidae.